Molecule: messenger RNA, 1608 nt
Organism: Trichoderma reesei QM6a
Lineage: Eukaryota; Fungi; Ascomycota; Sordariomycetes; Hypocreales; Hypocreaceae
Exons: 6
Coding region: 1-1608 (535 amino acids)
Source: RefSeq, a predicted model, not a curated record
AUGCGCCGAUCAAUACGGACGCGGCUGUCCUUCGCUCCAGUCAUCGCGUUGGCAGCGCUUGUCGAAGCUGAUCUCAACUACGUGACGGACCUGGAGAUUUACUCUCUCUUGGCCCCUUGUGUCUCCGACGCCAUCUCAUACAACAUCGCGACGCUCACAUACGGCACAAUAUGCGGCGACUCGGAAACAGAAUUGCAGUCAUGCGCCUGCUCCAACACGGAGCGCUUCAACAGCAUCACGUCGUCCAUCUCGCGAGACGUCAGGAACAGUUGCGGUAGCACCGCAACCGACGACCAGCAGAGCGCAUCGAGCGUCAUGGCCAAGUACUGCAACCAGGACCUGCCCAUCACAUUCUCGACGCCGACGAAGAACGUUGUCGAGGCCUACAUCACCGACUUGAGCCAGAUCAACUAUCUCCCUCAAUGCGCUCAGUCGGCUCUGUCACAGGCAGUCAUGGGGGAUAAUAUCUCCAGGUGCCCCGAAGCCGCCAAUCUGUUUGCGCCCUGUGUCUGUGGAAAGGGUGGGAUCCCCUCACAAGUCAGCGACGUGAUUAGCAAGUCUGUUCGAUACUCGUGCUCCAACGGAGGCGACAUCACCGCUGCCCAGGACUUUUACAACGAAUACUGCGCCAUGAACAACGGAACGACGACGUUUACGCAGCCGCCAGGGCCUCCGGGAGACAUUCAAGUCGUUGCGGUCCAAACGGCCAUCUACUGCGCCACCGGCCCUCAAGCCCUCGCCUCGUGCGUCUGCAUCAAGUCCGGCAUGAGCCGCAAGAUCCUGAGCACCCUCACCUCCAACGUCAAGUGGAACUGCGACAACACGGCCACUGCAGACGUCACCUCGGCCCUCGACGUCUUUGCCGUCUACUGCAGCGCGGCCGAGAAGGAGACUGUCCUGUCCAUAACGGAUACCGCCACGGAAACGUACCCGCACCCUACCAACCGAGUCUCUUCGUUUUCCGCCAGCCCUUCAGAGACGGGGAGCGGCGGCGGCGGCGGCAGCAGCAGUGACGGAGGGAACAACUCGGACAAUGGGGGACAAGACGGUUCAUCCUCUGAUGGGAGUGGUGGAAACAGCUCGGGCUCGAGCUCAAAGACAAACUCCAUCAACAAGACGGCCGUCAUUGCGGCCUGUGUCCUUGCCGGCGUCGUCCUCAUUGCCGCAAUCGCCGCCGUGGCAUUCUUCGUCCGCCGAAAGCGCAACAAGAACAAGGGGGAGCAGCUGCCGGCAGUGGAUGGGCCAAACCCCCAAGGACCCCCCGAGCUCGAAAACACGGCCAAGAUGGGCCCGAACGUCGCCGUCGUGCCCGAGCUUCACAGCACCGAGAGACAGGAGCUUCAGGGGAGCACCGGGACGCCUGCCAGCGAGUUGCCGCCCAACUACGGCACUCCGCGGCCGGAACUUCAGGGGAGUGGUGAGUACAAGCCGCCGGUUUCGCCGGUGCACGGGGGAGGGUAUCAACCGCCUCACUCGCCGUAUCAUGGGCAUCAACAGGGGACUGCGACGGUCUCCCCUGCAACGCCGAAUACGUACGGGGCUGGAUGGCAGUCUGGGCCGGUUGCGGAAACGUACGAGCUGGAUUCGGCGACAUGGAAGGCUUCAUAG